AUGGAUUCUCGCCCAAAAAUACUAAAAUCUCCCUUGCAGGAGCUCGUGCUUCUAGGGACUGUGUGCUUGGGCCAGUUUUUGUCCCAGGGCUCGAUUUCUAUGUCUCUCAGUACAAUGAACAUCAUUCAAGAGUACUUUGAGGAAAAAGGGUCCGGCCUGAACUCGCAGAAGGUUUGGUACAUGGGCUCAUACGCAUUAACGCUCGGCUCGUUUAUCUUGGUGUCGGGCCGACUAGGCGACUUGUUUGGUCUCCGAAAAAUCUUUGUCUUUGGCUGGUUUUGGGCUGCUCUAUGGUCCUUGGUUACGGGCUUGUCGUACUUUUCUGAGUCCAGCAUCUUAUUUAUCAUCUGCAGAGCAUUUCAAGGCAUAGGUUUCGCGUUGAUCAUUCCGUGCGGUGUGGGCAUUCUCGGAACAACAUAUCCCAAUGGCAAGCGGAAGAACUUUGCCUUUGCCUUUUUCGCUUCUGCUGCCCCCGUUGGAGCGUCUCUUUCAUGCUUAAUGUCUGGAAUGUUGGCCCAGCUCGCGCGCUGGGACUGGGCAUUUUACUGUCUCGCCAUUGCCUGUGCAAUUUUGGGCUCUCUUUCCAUCUACGCCAUCCCGGGCCCUUUCAGACACCACAACUAUACGCUAAAGGAGGCUUUUGCACGCUUUGAUACAUGGGGCGCUCUAUUGGGUGUGGCAGGGUUGGUGAUUCUUAAUUUUGUCUGGAACCACGGCCCCGUUGUUGGAUGGCUGACACCAUACAUUAUAGUUCUAUUGGUGCUCAGCGUUGUGCUCUUGGCGCUGUUCUUCUCUUACGAGCUACUUUUCGCCUCGGUGCCCCUCUUGCCUCGUUCGGUUUUUAAUUUACGUAUCGGUUUGGUUCUUGCUUGCAUGUCGCUUGGAUGGGGUCUGUUUGGUGUCUGGCAAUAUUACUACUGGAGUUUCAUGAUGGGAUUCCGUCACUACACGCCUGUUGAGACGGCUUUAACAUACAUGCCGUUGCUAAUCCUUGGUGUGGUUGCCGCUCUUAUUGUGGGCCACUUCAUGUCGAAGCGAACGGCACCUUACAUUAUAUUUGCGUCCAUGUGUGGCUUCCUAGGGGGAUGUUUGUUUCUUGAGUUUCUCCCCGUCCACCAAAGUUUCUGGCAUUUGUCGUUUGCGCAAAUGUUCUUGCUUCCCUGGGGUAUGGACUGCUCUUUUCCUGCAGCGUCGUUAAUUCUUUCGGAUUUCCUUCCGGAAGAGCAUCAGGGAAUGGCUGGAUCCUUGGUCAACACCGUGGUGAACUACUCGGUGUCUUUUUUUCUUGCUGUUGCUAGCACGGUGGAGAUAGAGGUUCACAAGAGGAACAACGAUGUAUUGUCGAGCUACCGUUCGGCAGUUUACUUGGGGGUGGGUAUUGCCGGGCUAGCUGUGCUAGUGGCUGUGGUGUUCAUAUUUGUCGAACACGGAGAGCACAAGAAAAUUGAAGAAAGCGACUAG
Clavispora lusitaniae ATCC 42720 is the source of this 1461-nucleotide messenger RNA. RefSeq lists its product as uncharacterized. The record is from RefSeq and is a predicted model, not a curated record. Gene Ontology annotation, cellular component: membrane. Lineage: Eukaryota; Fungi; Ascomycota; Pichiomycetes; Serinales; Metschnikowiaceae. Gene Ontology annotation, biological process: transmembrane transport. Gene Ontology annotation, molecular function: transmembrane transporter activity.